Messenger RNA from Cucumis sativus (cucumber), 681 nucleotides. RefSeq names its product cysteine-rich and transmembrane domain-containing protein WIH1-like. Gene Ontology annotation, cellular component: plasma membrane. The coding region runs from base 266 to 481 and encodes 71 amino acids. Lineage: Eukaryota; Viridiplantae; Streptophyta; Magnoliopsida; Cucurbitales; Cucurbitaceae. The transcript has 3 exons. The record is from RefSeq and is a predicted model, not a curated record.
AAAUAAACUCACUUUGUGCAUAGUGUAAAAAGCACCUCUUCUCUUUUGUCUUUAUAUAUUCUCCCUUCCUUUCACGCGGUUUCGCCGCCCUUGGCCGGUCCCUCUCCGCCGCCUCCAUAUCUCUCCCCCACAUAUCCUCUCUCUCCCUAUAUAUAUAUAUAUAUAAUCCGAUCUCUCCUAAACCAUCAAACUUAAUUAAACCCCAAAGUUUAAAACAACAGAAAACAUUUCUGAUUUUCCUGACUUGUUCUCUUGCAAAUUAAACAUGAGUUCUGCUCAACCUGCAGGUGUUAAUUAUCCUCCACCGUCGUCCACGGUGCCAACCUCUUAUUCAGCUCCUCCACCGGCGGGGUAUCCGACGAGAGAAGGCGGAGACUUCUCUACCCCUGUUCCGGCUGAAACAAAGUCUAGAGGCGAUGGCUUUUGGAAAGGCUGUUGUGCUGCAUUGUGUUGCUGCUGUGUAUUGGAUGCCUGCUUCUAGAGAGAGAUUAUGGAUAUAAUUAAUCAGCAUUAUUGUUGUUAUUUUAGUGUUUUUAUUUUAAUUUGUGAAUUUUUGGAUUAAUCAUGUCAUGAUGUUGUAAUAAUAAAUUUGGGUGUUUGAAAUUUCUUGCUGAUGAAACUAUAUUGGACUAAUUCUGUGAUCAUAUCCCAUAUAUAUAUAUAUGUAUAUUUGUUAUUCUU